GUCUCAGACUCCGCCCAGUGGCCGGAAUAUGCUCAGGGCUGUGCCGGUAGCUGGUCAAUAAAGACUUGCUGCAUUCCCCUCCGCUUUCCUGAAGCUGCAUUCUCGGGGGCUCGGUCAUCGGCAUGGCAGACUUAACGAUAGACGUCCCAACUGUCGCAACGAUACUUCUUAUCCUAUGUUCCUCGGGGAUUCUGUUCGUGGUUCUUUGGCGUAAAUCCCAACCAGCUCCGGUAAAACUCCAGGCUUCGACGGACGCUUCGUACUACACCUUCCGCGUAUCCGACAUCCCUAGAGGUAUACACGAGCGCGACCUUAAACAAGCUCUUGAGCAGUUGGUUCCACCUGACCGGAGGAAGGCCGAUGAAGGGGGAACUGUCAUAGGAUGGUCUCUAGCGCCUUCUUGCUACGAAGCCGACCAGUAUCAGAUUGUGACUGUCACGUUUCGCCAAAUUCCGGACAUCCUUCGGCGCUGUACGCAGUCAUCCACCGUGGUAUUCCAUCGGGUUGCAAUCCCGGGCUUGGACAGCGUGGAGCUCAGUUUCGACUCCCAAUUUCUGGGGCUGACGCUGCUCAAUGAGUGCACAGUGCCUACCGUCGAUAUCGUUGCGGUUACGGGACUCGCCGGCCAUGCUUUCGGCUCAUGGAAGGCGCGCGGCGGUGCGAAGAUGUGGCUUCGGGAUUUCCUUCCUCGAGACCUGCGCGACGCCAAGUACCAAACCAGAAUCCUCACCUACGGCUACGAUUCGACUCUGCUUCAAAGUGCCUCUGAUGCCUCGAUACACGAGUUCUCACGGAGACUACUGGAAGCAUUGAAGGAAUCACGUCGCCGUCCCGAUGAAAUUCAUCGACCCAUCAUUUUCAUCGCACACAGCCUGGGAGGCAUCGUUCUUAAGCAUGCUCUCACGGAGGCGAAGCGUGGCGACCCUAAGGACAAGGCAAUAUUUAACUCUUGCUAUGCUGCCUUAUUCUUUGGUGUUCCGAACAGGGGCCUCCGGAUUGAUCAUUUACUGUCGAUGGUGAAAGGCCAACGGAAUGAACGAUUGGUGCACGAUCUCUGUGAAACGUCUCAGUAUCUCCCCGAGUUACAUCGCGACUUCUACCGCGAGUUCGACUUCAAAGACGCCAAAAUAUAUUCCUUCUACGAGACAAAAGACACUAAAACCGUUGAGUAUAACCCAGAUACAAAAACUUUCGAGAGAAGAGGCCCGUUAGUGCGGAUGGUAACCCGCGACUCUGCGACUCAUUCGGGGCCCAAUGAAAAGAUCUAUCAUCAAUUGAAUAUCGACGAAGAUCACUCCAAUAUCGUCAAGUUUGGGAACCGUACCAACAUCGAUUAUCAGACUGUUAGGGGGAUAAUCAGGGAGUGUGUCGACGAAGCUCCCCGCGCGAUCAAGAGGCGGCCGGGUGGGAGGCAAAAAACCGAUCUCCAGAAAGAAUGUCUCCGUUCACUUCUCCCGGCGUCCAACAACCCAGCCCCAAGGAUCCCCAAUGCAAAAAUACACCGCAACACAUGCGAAUGGCUUCUCCAACAGGAAAUGUUGAAGGAAUGGUGCUCAGCCGGGGGGAAUGAUAGCAAAAUGCUAUGGAUUUACGGGAAUCCCGGGACCGGCAAGACGGUCCUGAUGGAUUUCUUACGACAGCAUCUCGCGAAGGAUCCGAUGUCGACAGUUAUUUACUUUUUCUGCAACGGCAAAGACAAAGAGAAUCGAACGGCCAUAGCAGUGUUGAAGUCGUUGGUAUAUCAACUUCUGAAUGAGCACCCCGUAUUUUUCCCGCACGUCCUGCCAGAAUACGAAAAGUUCAAUCUCGCAAAGGAAGCGAAGUGCUGAAGCUGUUUACUACGUCAUCGAUGCUCUGGACGAAUGUUCCGAUAACCGGCAAGAGGAUGGUUACUGCAGAUACGAUAUUAUCGAGCACCUGCACAAUCUGUACCUGACCCAGUCAACAGCAACUACCUGCGCAGGACAUAUCGCCAUCAGCAGCCGACCGAACGCAGAUAUCGUGUCACUCCUUCCCGCCCUCAGGCUGGCCAUUCGCACCGAGGAUCACAACGCGACUGACAUCCAGCGAUACAUCUCCGACGAGGUGGGAAGAUUGGCGAAGAAGCUAAGUUAUCCGGCCGAACUGAAGACCGAGGUUGAGACGUUCCUCGAAGAAAACUCGGGCCAUAUGUUCCUCUGGGUAUUCCUCACCAUCAACGAACUUAGCAAGCGGUACACGCCAGCAGAGAUACGAAAGCUCUUGAAAGGCGUCCCGCGGACGCUCUACGCAUACUACGAACACAAACUCUCCACGGUCGCCAUCGAGAAUCGCGAAAGAGCCA
Messenger RNA from Tricharina praecox, 2323 nucleotides. RefSeq lists its product as uncharacterized. The coding region runs from base 123 to 1829 and encodes 568 amino acids. The transcript has 7 exons. The record is from RefSeq and is a predicted model, not a curated record. Lineage: Eukaryota; Fungi; Ascomycota; Pezizomycetes; Pezizales; Pyronemataceae.